Manihot esculenta (cassava) is the source of this 1364-nucleotide messenger RNA. RefSeq names its product probable protein phosphatase 2C 28. Gene Ontology annotation, biological process: protein dephosphorylation. Gene Ontology annotation, cellular component: nucleus; cytosol. Gene Ontology annotation, molecular function: protein serine/threonine phosphatase activity. Bases 259 to 1185 code for a protein of 308 amino acids. The transcript has 7 exons. NCBI's taxonomy places the organism in Eukaryota, Viridiplantae, Streptophyta, Magnoliopsida, Malpighiales, Euphorbiaceae. The record is from RefSeq and is a predicted model, not a curated record.
GAGAAAAUAAUAAUAAUAAUAAAAAAGGUCGGGGGUGGGGGAAUGGACGGGAGGGCCGAGGCUCCGGCUGCCACUGGGCAUAUCCAGCGAACGCGGUGGAAGUUGACAGGCUGAGAGGGAUUGCGGAGAUCAAGCAAAUGAAGACGCGUCUCUCACCACACCACCAGAGCAGACACCUGUAUUUUAUUACUAUUACUAUAUAACACCACCACGAGGCAGCUUUUCUACGCUGUUCUACUGAAUGCAAACAUAAAAGCCAUGAAGAAGAGAGCUCCGAACUUGAGAAGUGAUAUGGAUUCCUUUGUACCAAAGAAGAAGAAGAAAUUAAUUCGGGUAUAUGAUGUGAACGACCUCUUCACCACCGAGGAAGAACCUAGAGAUGAACAUUCCACUGAAGACGAAAAUGAUGAAGAGGCGGUUGCUUCAAGUAGAAAUACCAGCCAUGGAUACCAUUUGGUGAGAGGGAAGAUGGACCAUGGGAUGGAAGAUUAUUUGGUCGCAGAAAAUAGAAAAAUCAAUGGCCAUCACUUAGGCUUAUAUGCAAUUUUUGAUGGCCACUCUGGUCGAGAUGUUGCAAAAUACUUGCAAUCCCAUCUAUUUGAUAACAUAUUGAGUCAGUCCGAGUUCUGGAAGAACCCAAAAAGGGCACUGAAGAAAGCAUACAAGAUUACAGAUGACGAGAUUCUUGAUAACAUAGAUGGUUCUAGAGGAGGCUCAACAGCAGUUACUGCAAUUCUUAUAGACCAUAAGAGGCUAAUUGUGGCCAAUGUUGGCGAUUCCCGGGCGGUCUUGUGUAGAAAUGGUGUAGUAAGGGCUCUGUCAGUAGAUCAUGAACCGGAGAAGGAGAAAGAAAUGGUCGAGAGAAAAGGUGGUUAUGUUUCCCAAAUGCCAGGAAAUGUUCCUCGAGUUGAUGGGCAAUUAGCAAUGACAAGGGCAUUUGGAGACGGAAGGCUAAAGGAACAUAUCACUUGUGAACCUGAUUUGACGAGUGAGAUCAUAGAUGACGAUGAUGAGUUCCUUAUUUUAGCAAGUGAUGGCUUGUGGAAGGUGAUGUCAAACCAAGAAGUUUAUCAUUGUAUUGAAUGUUUGCAGGAUGCGCAAGAAGCAUCAGAGAAGUUGAUUUCAGCGGCAUUAGAGUUAGGAAGCAAGGAUGAUAUCUCAUGCAUAGUUGUGAUUUUUCACUGAUUUGUUUGUGUUCUGGUUAAUAAAGCUUUGUACGAUACUUGAGAACAAACUAUCUCAGUGUUCGCCCUUCUCUCUUUAUACCACAAAGUUCAGCUCUCCAAAUUUGAUGGUGUUUGAUUUUUGAGGUUCCCAGUAAAACAGAGAUUGCAUGGUGUUUGAUACGAAAUGCUAAUUUGGAC